Messenger RNA from Cladophialophora carrionii CBS 160.54, 1035 nucleotides. RefSeq lists its product as uncharacterized. Bases 1 to 1035 code for a protein of 344 amino acids. The record is from RefSeq and is a predicted model, not a curated record. Gene Ontology annotation, molecular function: protein binding. NCBI's taxonomy places the organism in Eukaryota, Fungi, Ascomycota, Eurotiomycetes, Chaetothyriales, Herpotrichiellaceae. The transcript has 5 exons.
AUGCAGACCUAUCAGCUGCUAGGCGGCUGUGCGCCCUCGUCCCGGGAGGACGUGUAUGUCUUUGCCAUUGCGCCAGUCACAAAUCGUGGGCUUGCGGCGAUUACCUCGGCGGAUGAAUUGCUCCUUCUGAACAGGGACAGUCUGGAUCAGUCCGACGUUGGCAGACUGCAAGGUGCGCCCGUUGGCCUCACCUCAUUGGUGGUGGCCGACCAGGGGACCGCUGUAAUAUGUGCGGGCGGCGACGGGGCAGUAACUGUCUUCGAUCUGAGAACCCGAUCUAGAGCUGCGCAGUUCAAGUCGGAGAAACCUGUGAAUGCUCUAGCAAGUAGGCGCAACGACGUGGCCCUUGGCAGUGAAUCUGUCGUGUCUCUUUGGGAUCGACGACAGACGAAAAUUCGGUGGCAGAAUACCGAGGUCAACGAUGAGAUCACGGCCUUGAACUUCCACCCGUCCAGGGAUAAUCUGCUAGUAAGUGGGGGCGACGAUGGGUUGGUCUGCAUCUUCGACACCGAAGUUCAGGAGGAACAAGAUAGCCUGCUCCAAGCCGUCAACCAUGGUCCGAUCCACAAGACGGGUUUCCUGGGCUCCACAGACCUCUACGCUCUGAGCUCCGACCAGAAUCUUGCGUUGCAUUCUCUCACCGUGGACGACGUCGACGUGGAGGCCGAUCGAACGCCAGCGCCAGACCAGCUCGGGGAUCUCAGACCAGCCGUUCCCUGCGAAUAUGUCAUUGAUAUUCUCCAAAGUGGCCAGGACCACGUAGUGGCGUGUGGCGCUCACAGUUACUCUCGCGUAGAUCUGGUCAAACUUGAUCGUGGAAUCGGCCUCAGUCUCGACCAGCGCAUCGUGCUUGAAGGCGCCCAUGGGGAGGAGAUUGUUCGAUCGGUGUACGUGGACGAUGAGAACGGGACGAUUUUUACAGCGGGUGAGGAUGGACGGGUCGCUGCCUUCCGUCCCCGCGACAGUGCGCCGCCUGUCACCCCUGCCAAAGCCAAAGUCAAAAAAGUAUCAGAUGCAAGAUACAAACCUUACUGA